Xenopus tropicalis (tropical clawed frog) is the source of this 3070-nucleotide messenger RNA. Its product is annotated as provisional ortholog of THAP domain containing 1. The record is from RefSeq and is a predicted model, not a curated record. NCBI's taxonomy places the organism in Eukaryota, Metazoa, Chordata, Amphibia, Anura, Pipidae. Bases 291 to 839 code for a protein of 182 amino acids. Gene Ontology annotation, molecular function: DNA binding. The transcript is spliced from 5 exons.
GAUUUCUAAACACCUGUAAUAUCUCCAGAAGAGAGACAAAAGAAGAUGUAACGGGGCUGCUGUUUGCGGGUCUGUAAUUGGGAUCUUGGCGAAUGUAAAGCUGUUGGAAUACUCUUUCCACUUCCUGGAUCAGAUGACUGGACAAUAUGGAGCACCAGAAUUCUGAACUUUCUUGGAAAAAACUGUUGUAACAUAAUCUGCAAGGAGAAAGAAAGAGAUGUUUUCUAAACAAUAUAAUACAAGACUACAAUAAAAGCUACAGGCACUUUUUUUUUGUAUGGCAUUUUACAAUGCCUGCAUGUGCUGCAAUCAACUGCACGAGCCGGCAAACCAGAGGAUGUGGAAAAUCAUUUCAUAGAUUUCCUCAUGGCCGGCCAGAAGUAUUGAAAAAAUGGGUGAUGAACAUGCGCCGAGACAAAUUUAAACCAUCCUCUAAGGCAGUGCUGUGCUCAGACCACUUUGAAGAGUUUUGCUUUGACAGGACCGGGCAAACCAUUCGCCUCAGGACCGAUGCUGUACCAACAGUAUUUGCUUUUCCUGGAAAGAUGAAAAAGGACAGGAAGUCACGUCAUUCUGCUAUUGUGUUCGAAUAUCCUGAGGAACCGUCUCAAUAUUCAUUUUCAUUUCAAGAGCCAACCAUGCAAGAACCCAAUGAGAAAUGUGUUACUGCAGAGCAUGACUACUGUAUCACAGACAGUCCAAGAACUUUAAAGAAAAGGCUUGAUGAUGCUCUCGGCAGCCUACAAAGCAUGAAGAGAAGGCUGAAGAUUACACAGCAAAAGUUCAGAAGACUAAAAUUCAAGGUCCAAGCUCUAGAACUGGCUGAGAAUCCAGUGUAGGAAACAGCACCUAGCUGCCUUUUUUUAUAUACUGAAAACAUUUAUGGUAAAUAUGUAUUAUUAAGGACUCCACUGUUACUGCUUCAGAAAAGUAUUGUCUGUGUACUAUAGGAAAUAACUAAUUUGAGUUCCCUAAGCAGUUCAAUCAAUUCUUUUUUUUUUUUUUUUUUUUUUUAAAGAAAGAGUUCAAUCAAUUCUGAUGAAAUGCCACAAAAAAAAUGCUGAUGGUCAGGAAAGUGUUACUAUUUCAUGAUUAUCUAGUUUUAAGCUUAAUUUUAAUAAACUUGCCCCAUAUCUGUAUAAACAAUAAUCAUUGGAAAGGUUUAUAAGCACAUUUUUGAGCAAAUGUACAUAUAUCUUGUUGGAUCUCUAAUUUUCAUGGCUUGUGUAGAAUUUUUUAUUAUUACUUACUUACAAGAACAGCAGUAGAAUACAUGUUAAAGGGGCAGUAUACUCCCUUUUUUCAACAUAAGCUCAAUGAAUACAAUGAAUGAAUGAAUUACAUUUCUUGAGCUAUACAGGCAGAUUGAAGCUACCCCUUGUUUGGUUCUGGCAAUGUAGAUAAUUCGAUGACCGGUACAAAGAUAUUUCAAAACAACAAAACACAAGGGAGUGAAGGGAGAGCAGUAGUAUACAGGUAAUUAUCUGCUUUGUAGGGGCCAAACAUGGAGUAGCUGUUUGUACUGUGUAGCACAAUAAAUAAUAGAAAAAUUUAUUAAAAAGUUUUUUUUUAUGAUUAAAAUAAUAGGCAAAAAUAUGUUCAACACAAGCCCUAUUUACUGAACUCAAGAUUAACAUGCCCUUUAAAUGGCAUAUUAUUUGUCCUUUUAUUGUUCAAGGACCAGUAACCUCUAAAAACAAAAAAAAAGCUUUGUGUGUAUUUCAUUAAGUGUUACCUGUACCCUUAUUUGCAUAUUUAUUUGAAGACGGUUGAGAAUACAAAAAAUGCACACAGUGCUUGGGAGUACUGAAUUUUGGAGUAUUUUAUAGAAAAACACAUUGAUAAUUAUGUCUCCAAAUGUGCGUUUCUAAACACUGCAUUUUCUUUUUGCAAAAGACAAAUAGAGCAAGUCAUGAAGAAUGUUAUCAUUCUUGUUGGCUACUCAUCAUAAAGCUGAUCUGUUGCAGAAAACAUGUUGCAUUUCACGUGUGUGUGUUUAUUUUUUGUCUUGUUACAUUUAACCACAAUUCUACACCAGAUCAGUGGCUGGAAAACAAUAAUUCUACUACAACAUGUUUAAAAGGCAUUUCACAGUUUUGGUGUGACUCCAAUAAAGUCAGUGGUGAAGUAUUACUAACAGUUAUCAUUUGUAUUUCAGUCACUGUCUUGUGUCAGAUGUGCCAAGGAUAAUUAUAAAAAGUAGUCCAUGUUUUUUGUGUUUUCUUUUUUUUUUUUUUUUUUUAGUAAAGCAACUAAGAUCUAUGAAUUUCCUUAGUGCGAAUGAACCCUGUGGUUUAUAAAACAUAGUAGUUCAUUUAUCAAUAGGAGGAUGUGAUUAUCGACAAACAAUUUCCCCUGUCUGCUAUCCUUACUGUAAGUCCCAGUAACAAUAAUGGGAAGACACCUGAAAUUUACUGGAGUGUGUUCAGGCUCUCCAUUUACUGAAAUACUGUAUACAUUUACAGCUGGCAUUUACAGCUGUAGACAACACAGUAUCGGAGGUUGACAAGCCAAACUUACUUAAGGCAGGUGUGAGAUUUUUCAUUGGUUUACUAGUUCAGAGGAGCAGGUAGGAGUAAGAAUAACCAUAUGAAUGCAUAAGGAAUAGAGUAAAUACUGCAAAUCACUGCUGACUGAAUUACUUUGAAACAUCCACUUUAGAGUGCUAUAAAUAGUGUGCUUCACAAUGUAGUCCUCAUUUGAAAGAGGCCUAAAGUUCAAAUAGUAAUGGUAUGGCAUUUAAGUCCGUGGUUAUUGCAGCCAGUUCCUUAUUUAAUGUAUAGUUAUUAUAAAAAGAUUUCUUGUCAUAUCUCACUAACUAGUGACUGGCCAUGUGUGUUUUUUUCCUCCUAAUGAAAUGUCUCUUCCACAGUGUUGCAAACAAAAUAAAGCCAAAGAGCAUUCUAUUCAUUGUGUAAUCUGUGUGCUGUAAUAAAAACAACUUGUGAUGGUAUUGCAAAUCAGUGAAAAGUGUAACCAUGAAUUAGAGAAAAAGUAUUAUAGAAUGAUAUGUUAAUAUGCUGUGGGGUGGAAACAUUUUCAUUUUUACUAAUUAAAAAUCUGACCUUGG